This is a messenger RNA of Neoarthrinium moseri, 1611 nucleotides long. RefSeq lists its product as uncharacterized. Gene Ontology annotation, cellular component: cytoplasm. Gene Ontology annotation, biological process: cytoskeleton organization; regulation of adenylate cyclase activity. The coding region runs from base 1 to 1611 and encodes 536 amino acids. Gene Ontology annotation, molecular function: actin binding; adenylate cyclase binding. The transcript is spliced from 2 exons. NCBI's taxonomy places the organism in Eukaryota, Fungi, Ascomycota, Sordariomycetes, Amphisphaeriales, Apiosporaceae. The record is from RefSeq and is a predicted model, not a curated record.
AUGCCCGUCAUCCUGCUGUCCCAGGAUCUCGCCGACUCGUUUGCUAAGCUCAGCUGCAGGUUGGAGGCCGCCACCUCUCGCCUAGAAGACAUCGCCUCCACCACCUCCGAGCUCCCACAAGCAGUACCUGCUCUAUCGCAAACCAUCCCGACGCCCCAAGCUGCCGGCAGCCCGGCCCCUACUCCGCCGGCCCCGUCCGCGCCAAAGGCCGCCCCCGAAGAGCCCCUUCCCGAGGUCAUCGAGGACUUUGAUGCCUUUCUCGACAGCUCCGUGGACAAGUAUGUCCAGACGAGUAACAAGCUGGGCGGCCUGAUUGCCGAGCAGGCCGCAAAGGUCCUGGAGGGUUUCAAGCAGCAGCGCCGUUUCCUGUUGAUCACCACAAAGGCCAAGAAGCCUGACUUGGCCGGAUCGGAGAUGGCCGCUUACCAGGACCUGCUGAAGCCCAUCAACGAGGCCCUGAUGGCCGUGGGCAGCAUCAAGGAGUCCAACCGAGGCUCCCCCGUCUUCAGCCAGCUGAGCGCCGUCGCCGAGGGCAUCAUGGUCCUGGCUUGGGUCACGGUCGACAUGCGCCCGUACAAGCACGUCGAGGAGUCCCUGCAGUCUGCCCAGUUCUUUGGCAACCGCGUGCUGAAAGAGCAGAAGGACAAGGACCAGGACCAGGUGGCGUGGAUACAGGCCUUCUACCAGGUCUUCCGGGACCUUGCCGAGUUCGUCAAGGCCAACUUCCCCAGCGGCAUCCCCUGGAACCCCAAGGGUCAGCCCGCCGCUGAAGUCGCCAAGAGCAUACCCGUCUCGGGGGCUGCACCGGCCUCGGCAGCAGCACCUCCCCCGCCACCUCCUGCCGGCGGCCUGCCUCCGCCGCCGCCGCCUCCGGGUCCUCCCCCUAUUCUGCAGAUCAAGGAAGAGAAGGCGCCGUCGAACGCUGCCGGUGGACUCGGCGCCGUCUUCAGCGAGCUUAACAAAGGCUCAGACGUGACCAAGGGGCUGAGAAAGGUGGAUAAAUCAGAGAUGACCCACAAGAACCCGUCUCUGCGAGCUUCUUCCACCGUCUCGGACGAAGCCUCGCCGCGCGGGAAGAGCCCAGCACCGGCAAGGAAGCCGAAGCCAGAAAGCAUGCGUGUUAAGAAGCCGCCCAAGAAGGAGCUUGAUGGCAAUAAGUGGACUAUUGAAAACUUCGAGAGACACCCCGAGCCUAUCGAGAUCGAAGCCAGCAUGAGCCACUCGAUCCUCAUCUCCAAGUGCUCCCACACCACCAUCAUCGUCAAGGGCAAGGCCAACGCCGUGACCAUCGAGAACACCCAGCGCCUGUCCCUCGUCAUCGACUCCCUCGUGUCCACCGUCGACGUUGUCAAGUCCUCCAACUUUGCCCUCCAGGUCAUGGGCUCCCUGCCGACCAUUCUGCUCGACCAGCUUGACGGCGCGCAGGUCUACUUGAGCAAAGAGAGCAUAGAAACCCGCAUCUUCAGCAGCAAGAGCUCCGGCAUCAACUUGAACGUGAUCGCGGGCGACGAAGACGACUACAAGGAGAUCCCCCUGCCGAGCCAGAUAUGCAGCUUCUAUGACGAGAAGAAGGGCGACCUGGUGAACGAGAUCGUGGACCAUGCCGGCUAG